Molecule: messenger RNA, 3650 nt
Organism: Melopsittacus undulatus (budgerigar)
Lineage: Eukaryota; Metazoa; Chordata; Aves; Psittaciformes; Psittaculidae
Gene: PITPNA
Product: phosphatidylinositol transfer protein alpha
Exons: 12
Coding region: 114-929 (271 amino acids)
Biological process (GO): phospholipid transport
Cellular component (GO): cytoplasm
Molecular function (GO): phosphatidylcholine binding; phosphatidylcholine intramembrane carrier activity; phosphatidylinositol transfer activity
Source: RefSeq, a predicted model, not a curated record
CUCACCCCCCCCCCGUCCGCCCCGUCCCGGUGCGGCGCGGUCCGGUCCAGCCCAGCGGAGCGGCCCGCAGGCUCCCGUCACCUCCAGCGGGGCCGGCCCGUUGCGGCUCCGCCAUGGUGCUCAUCAAGGAAUACCGUGUUAUCCUGCCUGUGUCUGUGGAGGAGUAUCAAGUGGGACAGCUGUAUUCUGUGGCAGAAGCCAGCAAAAAUGAAACUGGUGGAGGUGAAGGAGUGGAGGUCCUGGUGAACGAACCCUACGAGAGAGAUGGGGAGCGUGGGCAGUACACACACAAGAUCUACCACUUACAGAGCAAGGUGCCAACAUUUGUGAGAAUGCUGGCCCCUGAAGGAGCUCUGAAUAUACAUGAAAAAGCAUGGAAUGCUUAUCCCUACUGCAGAACCGUUAUUACAAAUGAGUAUAUGAAGGAUGACUUCCUGAUCAAAAUCGAAACCUGGCAUAUAUCAGAUCUUGGAACACAAGAGAAUGUUCAUAAACUGGAGCCAGAUGUAUGGAAGAGUGUAGAAGCUAUUUAUAUAGACAUUGCUGAUCGGAGUCAAGUACUUCCCAAGGAUUACAAGGCAGAAGAAGAUCCAGCAAAAUUUAAAUCUGUCAAAACUGGACGUGGACCUCUGGGUCCCAACUGGAAGAAGGAGCUGGGCAAACAGACAGAUUGUCCAUACAUGUGUGCUUACAAACUGGUAACAGUCAAGUUCAAGUGGUGGGGUCUGCAAAAUAAAGUCGAGAACUUUAUACAGAAGCAAGAAAAGCGUCUCUUCACAAACUUCCAUCGGCAGCUCUUUUGCUGGCUGGAUAAGUGGGUUGAUCUCACUAUGGAGGACAUCCGUAGGAUGGAAGAGGAGACCAAGAGACAGCUGGAUGAGAUGAGAGAAAAAGAUCCGGUGAAAGGAAUGUCGGCUGCAGAUGACUAACAUGACUUCUUCCUGUGCACUUUUGCAAGACAGUCGUCAGGAAGGCCCAGGGAAUCCACACUGACUGACGGACCAUCUCUGGAUCAAGCCUUUCUCUACCCAACCGGCAGGCGAUUUUAAAUCUCCCAUAGCUAAUUCUAGAUGCCCCUUAAUAUUGUGAGCAAAUAGACCGUCUGGUACUAAGCACUCCAACGUUAGCACGUGUACAAAGGAGGCAGCUCCUUGGAGACGUGUGACUUAGAGAUCGCUGUAUUUACGGCUCCUCCCUCCUUUAUUUUCAUUGUGUUCAGACCAAUUUCCAUGUGGCCCUGUUUGAUUUCCAAGUGACAUUUUUAGCUAAAAUAGUCUUGUGAUGUGGUGACUUAGAUUUAUUAUUAUUUUUUCCCCUGUUUUUUAUGUUUUUUGGGUUGUUUUUUUUUCCAUGUGGGAUAAACUGCCACCUUUGUUCCUGCCCAGCCCUUCACCAUUCUUUGCACAGUCUGUUUGGAGAGGGGAAACUGUCAGUAUUUUAGAGUGCAGAACUAUUCCACAAAAUGCUAUGCUCUGACCCUUGCUCCCAGGGUAAGAAAUUUAAUGGCAUGUAAUCCGAAUACAUAAUCAGGAGUAGCCAGAUAUAGUUCUUGGUCUGUGAUGAAUUGUGAUCCGUGGCUUCUGCACGGCAUUACUUUGUUCUGUCUUAGCACACAUGAAUUAAAGGCUCUGCAGAAGCUACGUGCAGCAUCCCCGUGCUUGGGCCUUCAGCACUUAACUGUUGAGUCCCACUUUAGGGACAUGUGGUCCCUUUGGCCUCUGUUGCUCUGGUGUCCCUUCAGCUGCGUGUGUCACUUCUACAUAAUCAUUAUGGAAAGUUGCUUGGCACAUGUUGCAGCUUCUUCCUGGUUCUUUAUUUGCUAAAGCUUCCCAUAACUUACAAAGCUAAAACGAUUUUUGGCUCAAUAAUAAUAAUAAUAAUGUGAUUUCCUAGACAAAUUGGGAUGUAGCAAAAGCUGGGGUACAAGUAAAGUCUUGGUAUCUGAGUUCAUCCAGAUGCCUGGGUUGGCGGUUCUGCUCAGCAAUAAUAUUCUUCCCAUUGAAAGACUGACUAAAAUAUCUCCUUUCUUACUAUAAAAAAGAGCAACUUUUAAAGACCUGCAGUUGUUUUCUAGGGUAUCUGUUGGUUAUUAUAAAUCACAAAGGACGCUGUUAAUGGAAAGAGCUCUUGUUAUUUAAUGAACUUCCAAUACUUAUUGUAACUAUCCUUUAUGUUGAUAUCAGCUUUAGACAAUCAAAUAAGCAGAACAGAAUCAAAGAAAUGCUGCUUUAUUAAAUACAUAUGAGAAGAAACCCCAAUUUCCUUGCUUAUGCCUAAGGCCCAAUAUUUGAUUUAUCCUUUAUGUUUUCCUAGUAGCAAUCACUUUACUUUCCACUUCUGUCUUUGGCGGCACUAACAUGAAAUACCCAAUGCCAAGCACAGUCGUGGCUCUGUCACCACCUUUGAGGAGUCUUUGUGGCGUUGACUCCUUCAGCUCUUCACAUUCCUGCAAGCAGGAGAUCCUGACACGAUCCCAGUGAGGGAUCCGAAGUGUUUUCGGAGUGAGGGAAGGACGAGGUGUGCUCUGGAGGGGAGAGGAUGGUGCUUGGUUCCUGGGGGAAGGGGCAGUUUAUCCCUUUACUUUUAGUUUGUUCUGUUUGCCUUACUCAUGUCAAAGUGCAAUAAGCUCUGAAUUGUACCAGUAACUCUGGCAGGCUCCUCUCAGUGACCUCAGGUGGCUUUGUGGGGCAGGGGUGGGCUCUGAGGGGUUUUUAGCACUCUCACCAGGCACAAAUAAAACAGAUCUCAUGUCAAAUCCUUAAAAAGGACCCGCAUUUUAAUCCGUGAGGCUCUUUGGGACCAGGAUGGUUUCGUGGCAUCUCCUCUCGCUGUUGCAGUAUUCCAGGAGCAUAGGCCCCACUUGUAGUUCUUGGAGUUGUGAGUGUUUUGAACAGAGAAUUCAUGCACUGACUUCCGUUCCUGUUUGUCUGUUACGUCUCGAGGGAUUCUUACACUUGAGGAUAACCUGGGAAUACAACACAGCACGCUUGUUCUUUCAGGUCCUGUUAUCCAAGAGGCUUUCGAGCCAGUGACGCUAAUCGCGGUGGAAGCAGAUUGUAACAUUCCACCCUGCAAUCCCUUUCUGAUCCUCUGAUUUCAGAGUGAGAGCUUUUCCACAAAGCUUUCCUGAUUAGUGGGGAAAAAUGGGGGAAAAACCCAAGAAGCAGGAAGUCCAGCCUGGAUAUUUCCAGCUUUCCCUGUCCCUUUGCUUUCUGUCCUUCCUGUUAAAUCCAAAGUGGAAGCAUCCCUCAGCCUCGGGAUAGACAAAUCCUAUCACGACCUUCCCACCUUGAUGCGUGGUGAGUGUCUUUCAUCAGCUUCAGCAGGAACCCCUCAACCUGCCGGCUCCAUGAGGGGUUGUUGCUGGGCUGUUGGUCCAUUGUAAGGUGAUGGUUGGUUGGGGACCCCCUCUCUGCUCCACACUGGGGGUCCGGAGCCUGGUACCUCGCCUCGGGCUGGUUUGUCCAUCCCCACUGCACUGUUUCUGCUGGGUUCAUCAUCGUGCUCUUUCCUUUGGCAACACACACUUUGUAGGAUGGGUUAGGUUAAUCUCGUUGUUUCUUUAAAUGUGAGUUUGUGCCUUUUUUUGUCUCCUAAAUCUUCCAAUACAGGCAUAUUGGAAACGAAAUCUAAUAAAAUACUAGACAAGA